Leptopilina boulardi is the source of this 1289-nucleotide messenger RNA. Its product is annotated as solute carrier family 35 member G1-like. Gene Ontology annotation, cellular component: membrane. Bases 159 to 1163 code for a protein of 334 amino acids. NCBI's taxonomy places the organism in Eukaryota, Metazoa, Arthropoda, Insecta, Hymenoptera, Figitidae. The record is from RefSeq and is a predicted model, not a curated record. The transcript is spliced from 3 exons.
UUUCAAGACAACAGAUGCGUAACAAACAUCAAUCAUUUGAGUUCAUUUUGUAAAAUUCAUCAAAUUUUGUACAAGUUUCACUUUUUUUUUUGUUUUCAAUAAAAAAAAAAUAAUUAAUUCCGUUUGUGAAAAAUAAAAUUCGAAAAAAAAUUCGAAAAAUGAAAUUUGCUAUUGAAGCUACAAAUUCAUACGACAGUAUUCCACCUGUUUAUCUUUAUACGGAACAAUUUAACAAUAAUUUACCAAUUUAUCACGAGGGUACAAAAUGGUUUGGAAUUUUUUUGGCAUUUCUCUCAGGUACAUUUUUUACAUUAAGCUCAGCAUUAGUUAAAGCAAUAAGAAAUGUUGAUCCAAUGAUAUUACUUGGUAUACGAGCAUGUUUUCAAAUGACAUUAAUGCUCAUUUGUGGAUGGCGUGAAACAAAUAUAUUUGGACCCAAGGGACAACGCCUUUUAAUUCAUUUUCAGGGAUUUGUUGGAGGAAUAACUCUUGCUCUUUUGUACUACAGUUUUCGAAAAUUACCCCUCGGCGAUGCAACGACAAUUAUUUUCAGCUCACCAGUUAUUGUCAUUGCACUUUCAUUUAUUUUUUUACGUGAACCAUGUGGUGUUCUGAGAAUUGCCGUUAUAACUGCUCUAUUAACUGGAGUCAUUCUAGUAUCAAGGCCACCUUUUAUCUUUGAGACGAGCAAAAUUGAAAAUUACGAUCUAAUGGGCUAUGUAUGCGCACUUUUGGCAACAUUAUUCACAGCAUUAAAUAUUGUUGUAAUGAGAAAAUGUGUUGAAAUUCAUUAUGCUGUAAUUGUUUUUAAUUUAUCAGCAUGGACAUUAAUUUCAGCGUCAACAUUUUAUUUAAUAAAUUCAGAAGGUCAUAUUAAUUUUCACUUACCUCACGAUUGGUUUACGUGGGGACAAAUUAUUCUUGUUGUCAUAACAGGACUCUCUGGACAAGUUUUAGUUGCGAAGGCAUUGAAAAUAGAGGGCGCUGGUAAAGUUUCUGUGACACGUUCACUUGACAUUAUACUCGCUUAUAUUUGUCAAAUUUAUUUCUUCGACGAAGUACCAACAUUGUCCAAUUUAUCCGGUGCAUUGCUCAUUUUAAUAUCGGUGAUUUGCAUGGGAUUCGAGAGAGAAAUCUAUGGGGUUUGUGAUUUUAUUCCUUGAAUUAUGCGUGAGAGAGAGAGAGAGACAGACAGAAAGAAAGAAAGAAAUUGUGUUAAAAAAAAGAGAAUUAGUGAAAAUGUAUUUAUAGAAAUGGUAAAAGAAAAAUAAAUAAUUUUCACAAUAUAA